Messenger RNA from Penicillium concentricum, 1626 nucleotides. It is a transcript of the gene tpcJ, whose product is annotated as oxidoreductase tpcJ. Gene Ontology annotation, molecular function: oxidoreductase activity; copper ion binding. The annotation marks the transcript as partial. The record is from RefSeq and is a predicted model, not a curated record. The transcript has 7 exons. NCBI's taxonomy places the organism in Eukaryota, Fungi, Ascomycota, Eurotiomycetes, Eurotiales, Aspergillaceae.
UACGACCUUACCGUGUCCAACCAAGUCAUCUCUCCGGAUGGAUACCUGAGCGAUGCAAUGGUGGUCAAUGGGCAAUUCCCCGGACCAACCAUUGAGGCCAAUUGGGGCGACACUCUGCGGAUCACCGUCCAUAACAACUUGACCAACGACAAUGGCACCGCCAUACACUGGCACGGAAUCCGCCAAUCCAUGACAAAUCAUUUGGAUGGGGUUCCAGGCAUAACUCAAUGCCCAAGCAAGCCAGGAUCGUCGCAAGUCUACGAGUUCAGAGCCAUGCAGUACGGCACCUCGUGGUAUCAUUCCCACUUCAGUAUUCAGUACACGAGUGGGGUUUAUGGGGCGAUGGUAAUCCACGGACCAAGUAGUAUGGACUACGAUGUCGACCUGGGGCCGAUUCUCAUAAGCGAUUGGUACCAUACCGAUGCUUUCGAACUGUAUCCUAUCGAGAUCCUGACACCAGAGGCCCCCCUCCCAGAGAGUAAUGUCAUGAAUGGCAAAGGAGUCUUUGAUUGCGAUCCUGUCAAGGACCCCAGAUGUACUGGAAAGCACGAGCGACACGAGAUCACCUUUAAAAAGGGGACCACAUACAAACUUGGCUUGGUGAAUGGGGGAAGUCUCCUCACGUACAAGUUUUGGAUUGAUGGGCAUAAAUUCACAGUCAUCCAUAAUGACUUUGUGGCCAUCGAACCGUAUGAGACGGAUGUUUUGAUCGUUGGCAUCGGACAACGCUAUGAGAUUCUGAUCGAAGCGGAUGCCGAUUUCACCCACGGGACCAACUUUUGGAUGCACGCCAACUACUGUGACAUUGACACUUGGGAGUCCCGACUUGGCGUCAUCCGAUACGAUCCCCGGAAUACCAGUGAUCCCUAUACGCCUCCUGUGAGCGAGCGGCACUACGGAUUCGGUUGUCAGGAUCCCCCACCAGAGAAACUCGUUCCUAUUGUGAAGAGGCAGGUGGGUAGAAACGUGAACAGCUUCGAUACACCUGACUACCUGCGCAUUGGAUUACAGGCGUGGCCCAACGUGACGGAUCCCAACUCACGCAUCCACACCUGGCUCCUAACCAACCGGAGCAUGUAUAUUGACUGGACCGAUCCCAGUAUCAAGAAACUCACCUUGGACGCCGAUCCUGAAUUCCCACCCGACACGACACCCAUCACGCUAGACUUCCCGACUGGGGACUGGGUGUACUUCCUCAUCCUGAACAACUACACUUUAAGCGAUGCUGCCACGCCCCGAACCAUCCCUCGGUCGGUCCAUCCUAUCCACCUGCACGGUCAUGAUUAUGUCAUUCUGGCCCAGGGCGAGGGACCCUUCCCCGACGACUUGGUUCCCAAUCUGGAUAAUCCUGCCAGGAGAGACGUGGCCAAUUGUCCCAUUGGGGGGUAUCUCUGGAUUGCUUUCCAGAUCAAUAACCCCGGUGCCUGGCUGAUGCAUUGCCAUAUUGCUUGGCAUGCCAGUGCGGGACUCGGCCUCCAGUUUCUUGAACAGCCCAGUAAGAUCAAACCCCUGAUGAAGAAGGCCGGGGUAUUGCCCGAGCUGGAGCAUCAAUGUAACGAGUGGACGGAAUGGUAUAACACCCAGAAUAUGAAGCAUAACACGACGCAGGAGGAUUCAGGAAUUUGA